GACGGGCGAUGGCGUCCGGGUUCGAGAGCGAGCGGGGCCUGGCGGCGCGCAGGGAGCAGCGGCAGCGGCAGCGGGAGGCGCUGCUGGCGCAGGCCAAAAUUAGUUAUGAAAAGGAGCAGAGACAGAAGCUGCUGAAGCAUCUACGAGGUGAAGAUACGUGGAUGCUUGAUGAUGUGAAUGAACGUGUGGAACAACUGGAAAAGGAGCAUUCUGUUCAGAAAAAAAAGAAAAAGGACAAGCAUUCAAAAAAAGCUAAGAAAGAAAAGAAGAAAAAUAAAAAACAAAAAUCUGAGAAGAAAGAUGACUUACUUGAUAGUUCUUCGGAUUCUUCAGUUGAAUGGGUUGAGGCAAAUGUGUCACAGUCAGAUAACACAGAUAAGGCUUGGAAGGUCAACAAGCAAUCAGAUGCUGUGAAAGAGCCCUCCCUGCAGAGAGAAGAAUGGAUGAAUUUAGACUUCAUGUCAUUGAAAACCACAUCAGCAGCUGCUGUCAGAGGUGAAAGAGACAAAGAAAAAGUAUUGGAACGACAGAAAGCUCAAGAACUUGAGCAGGCCAUGCUGUCUGAGAGAGAACUCAAUCCCUUUUGGAAAGAUGGUGGUACAGGUUUGCCACCAGAGAAGGAUGAAGCAACUUCAGUUAAGAAAGUUACUGUGGUAGAAGAUGCUGGAUUAAGUUGGUUACGAAAAUCAUACCAAAGGAUGAAGGAGCAGGCUGAGAGAGAAAAACGAAACAUUGAGGAAAUUGUAGCUGAGAGAUAUGGGUCAAUGGAAGCGUUUCAGUCACGAUUAGAAGAAGCUGAAAAAUCUGCACCCAGAAAAGAAAAUUAUUAUAGAAGUGAAAGAUGGAAGAAAACUGACUAUUCAGAAAGUGAGAAAGAGAAGAAAGGACGGUAUAUAAAAAAGGAGACACGAGAUGAAGGUGAUGGGAACAGGAACAAGUUUGGGAAUUAUACUAGGGAGAACUAUGGCAAGGAAUGGACACAAGAAGACAAAGGUUACAAAAAAGGUAUGUCAAGAGAAGACCGAGAAUGGGGACACAAUAGCACGGACUCUGUAUCCAGAGGCUUCAGCUCCAAAGCAGAAAAGCACUCUGAUGAAAAACGAAGUCAGGAAAGGAGCUCAUUGCUAAGCAACAUGAAACACAAAUUUCUGAAGCCCUCUGAAGAUGACUUACCAUCUUGCAGUGCACCUAAAGACUACAAGUCACAGCAGUCCUCUUCCAAACUGCCGGAUCCUAGCUCUUUGAGCAGCCGUUUCCGAAAACCUAGUGAGGAUACUGCACUAUGGAAUGAAACACACAGAGAAGAUAAAAGUGAGAAAUUAAUGUCUGAUAAAAAAUCAUCAGGUACUAGGGAACAAAUUGAUGGCAAUAGCUGGGAAAAAACUCCAGGAGAUGAAAAAGAGAAGUUGCAACAUGAGUACCCAAGCAGUAUCCCUGAGAAGAAACAAAUCUUAUCUGACAGUAAAACAUCAUGUUCUAGACAUGAAUCAAAGGAUGAGCUGCCUCGGGUCCUUAGUGAAGAGGAGAUGAACAGACUGGGAGCAAGGAUUGUGAAAGCAGAACUCAUGGGAGACAUGGAGUUAGCUUCAAAACUUCAAGCAGAACUGGAGAGUGCACGCAAAUUGAGGGAGUCUCAAGGGCAGAUUCCAGCUAAGUCUGACAGAGAGGCUUCAAGCCAUCAAGAAGAUGAACAAGUGGUCCUUGUCAGAACAGAUGGAAGUGGCAGAGCAUGGCCUGUGACUGCACCAACAGAACCACUGGAGCCAAAAGGAGGACGGAGAAAGCGGCAGAUGGUCACUACUCAUGUAGAUAAAGAAAGAGUCAGGUAUUUUCAGGAUGAUGAUAGUAUGAAUCUGAAUGAUUUGGUCAGAAAUGAGAAGAUGAGAACAGCAGAGGAUCAAAACUCAUUGUUUAUGCGUAUGGCAUCAAAGCUCAUGGAAAAAACUGACAGAGAGUACUACACUCUGGAUGACAUGUUUGUUUCCAAAGCAGCCAAAAAAGCACGCAGUGGGGAAGAGGAAGAAAUACAAAGAAGAAAAGCAAUACGUGAGCACCAGCAACUUGCUGCACGCAUGGAAAAGUGCCCAUACUGUUUUGACAGCAGUGAACUUUCUAAACAUCUUAUUAUUGCAAUUGGCACCAAGGUUUACUUGUCUCUGCCAAGCAACCAGUCCCUUACUGAAGGUCACUGCCUGAUUGCCCCUCUACAGCACCAUACUGCAGCCACGCUUCUGGAUGAAGACAUCUGGGAAGAAAUCCAGAUGUUCAGAAAAACUCUGGUAAAAAUGUUUGAAGAUAAAGACUUGGACUGUGUGUUCCUAGAAACAAACAUGAGUAUGAAGAAACGGUAUCACAUGAUAUAUGAAUGCAUUCCUCUUCCAAAAGAAGUAGGAGACAUGGCUCCAAUCUACUUUAAGAAAGCUAUAAUGGAGUCUGAUGAAGAGUGGUCUGUGAACAAGAAGUUAAUUGAUCUUUCUUCAAAAGAUAUUCGGAAAUCUGUUCCUAAAGGAUUGCCAUACUUUUCUGUGGACUUUGGCCUGCAAGGAGGAUUUGCUCAUGUCAUUGAAGACCAACACAAGUUCCCACAUUACUUUGGAAAGGAAAUCAUUGGUGGCAUGCUGGACUUGGAACCACGGCUCUGGAGAAAAGGAGUCAGGCAGAAUUUUGAGGAUCAGAGGAAGAAGGUGUUGCAGUUUGCACAGUGGUGGAAACCAUACGACUUUACCAAAAAGAAGGAAUGAGUAGACCCCUGCAGUCUCAGACUAUAUAAGCCAUACAUUUUAUUAAAGAAUAUUUCAUAUGUUGAGAAUAACACAAGUGUGUUAUGUAUCACUAAUAUAUUUUGAAACCAAGGAUAUUGUUUACUUGCUGAUGACUCGUUCCUGGUGUAGCCGCUGUGUGGAUCACGUGAACCUGCAAGUGUGACAAACCACAAGUGUCCAGUGUUCUUAGUUUUUUAUUUUUUACCCCAGCCAAAAGAAUAAUAUUCAUGUGGCUAUUUGAAUUCUUCAAAAUAUAGCUUCUGCUUUUGAUGUUUUUAUAAUCCUUGACCCAACUAAUGUUUUUAAUAUUGGAUGUAGCAUAGAGCCAGCGCUUAUUACCACUGUGACUUUUGUAGAAAAUGGUGUAAAUUUUAAGAACAUUUUGGUUAAUACAAAUACUUUUUUGCAGAAGGAAGCUGUACAGAAAAUUAUUUUCUGACUUUGAGUCCUUUUGUUCUUUAAGUUGAGCUCAUUGCAGUAAUGCAAAUGUUCAGUAUGAUGUGAUUGAUGAACGUACUGCUGCCCUCCUGCACAAGAAUUAAUGCAAUUUUCUGUAUUUCCUUGCUAUAUGAAGUAGUAUUUUCAAGCUGCUCUGUUGCACAAGGGAGGUUAAGACAGUCCAUAGCUGCUGGCAAAUGGCAGCUUUUAUGGUAACAGUUGCUUAAGAUGACAAAAAAAAUAAUUAAAAAAAUAAUCACAGAAUUACCUUGGUUGGAAAAGACUUUCAAGAUCAUCAAGUCCAUGACCUUGAAGAUUGUCAAGGGGUCGUGAAGAACGUUAAGGAAAAACACUCUCCAAUGUCCAGAAAAGAAGAAAAUAAUCUCGGGGAUCUCCCCAGGUGACUGUUCUCCCCUGGGUACCCUCUCCAGUGCAGCAGGCAGUCUGCCAUAAUACUUUUCUGGUAAUAACAGCACAGUUUUCAUCAGGAAACUCCCUGCUGGUAGUUCCUGUUAGCACUGAUUGGAGCAGACUCUGAUCAGAGGCGAGAGUCGCACACUAAUUGAUCGUUAAGCUUUGUGCAUGGAUGGCACUGGGAAAUGCUUCUCUGCUAUUUAAAGCAGGUGUUUUUUCUCUUGUAUAAAAGUUGCAAAAUGGGCGUAAGAAAGGGUGAAGUGGGGAAAAAGGAGAUUCUCAUAUCAAUGUCAGCCACUUCCUGUGGAAACCUGACAUAGCAGGCUUGGGCUUUGCAGGUGCAGAGCUGGGAGAACAGCAUAAGGACAGAAGGACAAGGAUGAAAACACUGCCACAGCUUUCUCCUAGUGGAUAAGGGAAAGGGUCCAAACUUGCAAACAAAAGACUGCAGUGCUAACAGGGAAGGGCUCUCAGUGGCAAGGGAAAGGCCCUUAGCAUAGCAGAGGGUAGGGCACUGUCCAGCUGUCCCAACGUCCUUCCCACUCUUUUCCUGCUGAACCAUUGUUCUGUAAAGCUCUGUUGCCUAUUGUGAACUGCUCAUAUUAAGAAAUGGAUCACUAAAUAUUACAGGGUUGAAUAAAUGCUCAUUUCCAGUC
Apus apus (common swift) is the source of this 4270-nucleotide messenger RNA. RefSeq names its product CWF19 like cell cycle control factor 2 (gene CWF19L2). Gene Ontology annotation, cellular component: post-mRNA release spliceosomal complex. Bases 9 to 2741 code for a protein of 910 amino acids. The record is from RefSeq and is a predicted model, not a curated record. Gene Ontology annotation, biological process: mRNA splicing, via spliceosome. Lineage: Eukaryota; Metazoa; Chordata; Aves; Apodiformes; Apodidae. The transcript has 18 exons.